AUGUGCUCUGCAAGAAUCAACAAAAAGAAAUGCUUUUGGUGCAUCUAGAGGUCCAAUGAACUGAAUGACACAGAGCUGCUGUCAAAUUGCAGGCAUGUUUGAGACAAUCUGGCGUGUAACUACACAAUUCGCAGCAGAAUAAAUGCUGUAGAACUGUACUCUUUAAAUGACACAAGGCACCAGAAGAAGAGACAACUCAUAUGCGUGACUCAAAAUCAGCAGUCCGCCGGACACCGACGCAUACAGGGUGACGCGCUUAGGUCUCUCUGUCUCUCUCUCUCUCUCUCUCUCUGUCUGUCUCUCUCUCCCUGUCUCCGGUGCAGUCGUGCGUCCUGCCGCUCGGAGACACUCGUCGCAGGGGAUUCGGUGCCAAGACUGUCUACGCUGCGCACUGUGAGCGCACUGCUGCGUAUUUAGGCGCGGUCUGCCAAAGUUUCGGUGAACAAACGCGGAGUGUUUCUUGGAGGUAAAAUGACUUGAGAGACGUACAGCCACCAGCUCUGGUGAAGGUGGGGAGUGGGCGGCGGAACGCCAGCGCCGUGCGUAACACAGGGGGAGCAGGUGGAUGGAGAGGCUGGCGGGAUGCAGAUUUCCAGCAGGUCAGCGCCGCUUCGGAGCGGCUGGACUCCACAUUCUCUCCUGAAGGACACCUCGCCAGGAUGGACUUGAUAUGAGGAUGAAGUUUUCUGUUUAAAAAUCUCUCUUGCUCUUUUGCUGUUUCUCUACAGCUGGGAUGUGAUACUUGUGGUUCUUCGUUAAUGAAUAUCCCCAGUCAUCCCAAUCCCCAGAGCCCCAAACCCUGAGACCCCAAAGUCUCAAAUUCCCAGAACCACAGGCAUAACUUAGAAUUUACCACCUGAAGUCCCUUUACCCUUAAUUCCAGCCUUGUGCGGUAAAAUCAAUUAUUUUAGGCAUAUAAAAGCCUAACCUCAUUAAUAUCUACCUUCUUUACGAUUACACCUUUACGCCUUACCCCUCGCUAUCUUUAGACACUUGGAGCCCUUUGAUACCCUAAACCCCUCUCACCAUCAUGGCCUUGGAUCAGUGGCCCUUUCUCCCAACUCCCCCCAACAUCUCCAUCCCUGAGCCCCUCCUGUACGAUAGCUACAUCCAGGGUAAUGAGUCUGAUCUGGACCUGAACAUCUCAGAGACCAGGGAACCUCACCAGGACAAGACCAGCUCAGUGGUCAUCACCUUCAUCUACUUCAUGGUAUGCGCCGUGGGACUGUGCGGCAACGCCUUGGUCAUAUAUGUCAUCCUGCGCUACGCCAAAAUGAAGACAGUGACAAACAUCUACAUCCUGAACCUGGCAGUGGCAGAUGUUCUGUGCAUGAUGAGCCUUCCGUUCAUCGCCCUGCAGCUGACACUGGUGCACUGGCCCUUUGGAGAGGUUCUUUGCAGGGUGAUCAUGACUGUAGACUCUCUCAAUCAGUUCACCAGCAUCUUCUGUCUGAUGGUGAUGAGCAUCGAUCGAUACUUUGCUGUGGUCCAUCCUAUUAAAUCCACAAAAUGGCGGAAGCCCCGUGUAGCUAAGCUAAUUAACCUGACAGUAUGGGUUGUGUCGCUGUUAGUCAUCCUACCUACUAUGAUCUUCAGUGGCCUGGACAAGGUGCCAGUAUGUGGGAUCGUGUGGCCGGAGCCCCAGGAUGUCUAUUACACAGCCUUCAUAUUCUACACCUUCUUCAUUGGAUUCUUCCUGCCGCUGGCAGUCAUAUGUCUGUGCUACCUGCUCAUUAUAGUCAAGGUUAAGUCAUCUGGCAUACGAGUGGGUUCCACCAAGCGCAAGCGCUCUGAGCGUAAGGUGACACGGAUGGUGUCCAUCGUGGUGGCGGUGUUCGUCCUCUGUUGGCUACCUUUCUACAUUUUCAACGUCACCUCCGUCACCGGCUCCAUCAAGCCCACCUCUGCUGUGAAGAGCACCUUCGACUUUGUAGUGGUGCUCGGCUACGCCAACAGCUGCGCCAACCCCAUCCUCUACGCCUUCCUGUCGGACAACUUCAAGAAGAGCUUUCAGAACGUUCUGUGCCUGAAAAAGGUGGCAGGCCUGGAUGAGAUUGAGCGCAGUGACAGCAGGGCAGACAGGAGCAGGAUGGCUAACGAUGCUGCGAUCAUCAACGCCAACUUGGAGACUCACAAUGCUGCCCUGCUCAAUGGCGAGCUGCAGACCAGCAUCUGAGGGUAUAGGAGCGGCAGCCACAUCUAGGGUGGCCAGAGAGACUGAGCAGUGGUGCUUAUGGCUUCCAGACUUAUGGGCUGCCAGUGCACUGCUAAGUGACCCCUGCUGAAAGAUGCGGGGGCAGGAGGAUGAUGUAAUAGCUGCUGCUCAUGGACAUUGACACAUGAACAAGGUCUAAGUAAAAAAUAAACAGGUUCCUAAUGGGUUUCAGAGGUCAGGGAAAGUACACUGACUCCAGCUCAAAACUCGGGGUUAAUGAGGCAACUUGAGCCGGUAUGUCCUGAGGCGGAGCAAAAAUGUAUCUUGACUAAAGUGAUUUUCAGCACUGUAGACACAAGUGAUGUUGAAAUCAAACAUAAAUAAGAGCGCUGUUCAUGCUUGCCAGCUUGAGGUUUCUAUAGAGUUGUCAGAAGUCGUGCAGAAGGAACCAAAAUCGAAACAACACGCAGGAUCAGAGAGACUGCUGUGGACCCACUGGAGAAAUAUCGGGGCUAGUUCACCCAUGGCAGAGAGAGAUCUGAGGGGACUGAGCACCAUCCAUGCCCUCCUUGACAGAGUUUUUUGAGAGCUAAGAAGGGUCGGCAUUGAUUUCUCUGAAUGCGGAAAUACUGCUGAAGAAGUUAACAAAACAUGUCAGUGGAAAAACAGCCAGCACUGUAAUUCUAUUUGACUUUGAAAGACAAAAAUCAGAAACCACAACCCUGGAUAGUUUCAUGGUCAUGUUUUAUUCAUACCAGCUGAUUAGUCUCGUCUUGAUUAACAGGGAAACAAAAUGGCAAAGCCCUCCUAACCUGACAUCAUAUUUACCGACAAAUGAAGGAUGCUCUUUUCCCUCUCUAGCUGGCAUCUCAGCGGGAGGAGCUGCAUUGAUCUGUAAACUCCUGAAUUUAACAUCCUGGAUUAUUGAUUAAGCGGAAGGAUGGGAAAACAUCUCGGCAGCCGCUCUGACUUUGUACAUACAAAAUGGUUUUCUGUCAGCCUCUUGGGGAAAGUUCCGCACAUGGACGAUGCACAGGUCCUUACCAAAAUGAAUUUCAAAGGCAAUCCCUGCUGUAAAAAUCUGUAUUGUUGUGAUGCAUUAAGGACAGCUCUGAAACUGUUUGUGAAACCCAUCAUUUUAUAUUUCACUGUAUCCUGGUCUUAACAAUAGUUGCUCCCCGUGCCAGCGGUACCAUUGUAAAGAGCCCAUUUCUACUUGUAAAGUGCUGUGUUUUGAUAAUGUAAAAUUUCCUCAUAAGUUCAUGUUGAAGUGUAGUCAUCGCCCUCAGCUUCACAUUUGGUUCAGCCAGCGUGUGCUUGCAAAAAUGCCUAGAUAUCACAGAAGGCAGGAAAAUGUGUCACAUAGUCAAAGAGGGAGGGAGAGAGGAGGAUAUGGAGAUACAGAGAGCAGGAGAGAGAACGAACUAAAGCUUGUGUAUGUAUUGUAUCUACUGAGAACACAACACAUGGAGACAAAGCUUGAGAGACUGUAGUUAUUAUUCAACUGUUUGCCACUACUGCUGAGUAGUAGUAGCGAGUAAACUGAGCUUAAUACCCCAAGUGAGCACACCCCUUUGCAUACUCAAAAAUUCAUUGCACACAUCGGAGUGAACUUCACGUUGUGCUGUACUUUGGAAUGUGAAGUACACAGAAAUGUCACAUGUCAAAGCUUUUUCAUUUAUAUUUAUAUAUACAUACAUAAAGGCAAAAGCUCCCAUUGCAAUGAAUACUACAGACCAGAACCAGAAUAAUAAAGUGAUAUUACAUAUAACAUAUUAACUGCAAAAAGUGGAUUUAUUAAGUUACUCUUCAAAUGUAUACACAGGUUAGUCAUAAAGUACAUUCCUACCAGCAAAUAACAUCUAUUAAUGUGACCUUGACUCCCUUCAUCUCUCAUCUCUCAGUUGCAUUCAAUACACCGGAUGAAUAGUGAAAAGAAUAAGCAGACAAAUAUAGUUAAGUGUACAUACAACUCCAGUAUAUGCCAGUACUCUAUAUUUAGUGGCUUCUUGUGAGACAUAGGAAUGUCAGGAUGCUAGAUUGAUUAAUGGAAUAAUCAAUCAAUCAAUCAAUCAAUCAAUCAAUCAAUCAAUCAGUGGAACAUCAUGGAGGUCAUCAUGUUUUUUUUAAGCCAUGCACAUUCAUGGUCCCCACAGCAUGAAUUGAAACCACUUUGUUGAUCCCUUAACUGUCCACCCUGCACCACCAUCACGUAAACGUUUGUAUUUGUCUAAUACUUAAGUUUAUGACCAAAUGCCUGCAAAACCAAUGACAUUCCCAUCAGCCUCAGCUGUACUUUGUGCUUAGUGCUAAUUAGCAAAUGUUAGCAUGCUAACACGCUAAACUAAGAUGGUGUACACAGUAAACAUUAUACCUGCUAAAUAUAUCUGCAUGUUAGCAUUGUCAUUGUGAGCAUAUUAGCAUGCUGACGUUAGCAUUGAGCUCAAGUACAGCCACAGCAUGGCUUUAGACUAUUAGUCGCUGCUGUGAAUUGGAAUGGCUGUUUAUUUUAACAUACUGAUACAGCUCCAAUAAAGAUAUAUGUCCAUCAACCUCUAACAUAAACUUACCCCAUUUGACAGCAUUAUCAGCUUUUAUAAAUUAGCUUGCUGGUAGAUUAGCUAGCUAAAACAAUACCAGUCUGCGUAGUUAACUGGGCUGACUCCACUAAGCUACAGCUUCCUAGUAGAGCAAGAGCCAAAGGAGCUACAACAAAAGAGCUUGUCACAAUAACCUGACUUAGGAAACCUUAUCACUUCAUUAAUGCUGACUGAAUGAGCCCACAUUCACUGUAGACAUGUAUUUCCGUUUUAGCUAUCAAGCUGUUUGUGCACAUGACUUUGCCAACGGACCUCCAUGAUGGAGCCACACCUGGUUGCCCGGUGAUUUAUCAAACAACUGCAAAGCCUCUAUAGUAAUAGGGUCAUCCACCAUAUGCUGCAGUGUCAGAUUCACUUCGUCCCACUAUAUCAGUCAAGUCAGAAGCCAUCAAUCAGUGCAAUCAAAAGAAAUGAGGCGCCAGACAGGGCUUGUCCUAGGAGGUUACUGUAGAAAAUAGUUACGUGUGGCCACACACACAGAUACCUGUCUCCCAGUCGGUAGUGGGCCACCCAGCCCAUGACAGUCAUCAAUUUGUCAGUCUGUGCUGUCAGUGCCAGUGGUAGUAAUUGCAGCAGGGUCAGUCCCAUCUUCACUCACAGGUCAAAAUAGGAUCACACUCAUGUUCACAGAUAUUUAUAGGCAUGCGUGUAGGUACAGUUCCAUAUGAUGUAUAUAAAGAAAAAAAAACACACUCUCUGUCCUUGUUGCUCACAAUGUGUCACACAGACGUAAGCUCCUUGCACCCUUGUCUGAGUAAUGCAGAAGGUGAUAAGGGUGACCUAUUCUGCAUUAGGGAGUCAUACUAACACAGUGGACUGUGUGUGUGUGUGUGUGUGUGUGUGUGUAUGUGUAAUAAUGUGACACAGCCCAAGACCAAAGGCUUUAUGUGAGUGAUACCCACAACCAGAAACAUGUUUGGAUUGUAAUUUGAUUAUCAUAUGUAGAAAACCUGUGAGUCAUCCCGAAACAUGCACUAUCUUUCUGUAUUUCCUUUUCUGUUUUUAUGAAUACUCAUGCCAAAAUCUGUGUGUGUGUAUGUGACGGUGAGAAGAUAAUUUCACAAUCACACACCCAUUACAGUUAUUUAGGUAUUUAGUGCCUUCAAGCCUAAAGUACAAGAACUAUUCUCUCAUCAUCCACAGUUAAUUACUCUCUGUCUUUCUAUCUUUUCCUCUCUCUCUCUCUUUCGCAACAGCUGGUGAAUAAUAAUAUGAGCUGACACCGAUUUUACACCCAACCAAACUGAACUGGGCUGAAAUGAACUGAACCGUACUGAAGGAAACACACUAUGCCUGUCAUUGCCGCUGGUUAUUUGGACAUACUUAAUGGACUUAAAGGAUCAUUCUGAUAUUUAAUAGAUGUUGAUAAGACGGUUUGUGCCAGAACCAGUGUAAAUGUAGCGCCAAGAGGACAGCUGAGGCAAUGGGCUGCUUCCUUUGUAAUUUUGUGAAAUCAAGACCUAAAUAUUGCUCUGAAAUUAGGUCAGUUCUGAAAAGGUUGUGCUUAUUUGGGUCGACAUGGGGCUUUGCUCUUUGUUCGCUGGGUACAGUUCAGCGACAAUUGUGAAAAGGGCAUUUGUCCAGAUUUCUGUCUGGUUCCUGCCACUGUAUAGUGAACAGAUGAGAGGCAGAAGCAGAGCAAUGGGAAACCUCUGCCUUCUUGCGCUCUGCCCCCCCCCCCCGAAACACAAGUUCAUUUGCGAAGGGCUAGAACGUGCACUCCUGAGGAUGCACCGUUCAAUAUAAACUCUAUGUAUUUGUGGUAUCCUCUUGCUUGUUCUUACAUGGGGAGGGUUGCAUAUCCCACCUUCUGUGUCCCCUCACUAGCCAAAACCAGUGUUACACACGUACUGGGUGCCACCUUUUUUGCUAGAUACACUCUCAGAAAAAAGGCACAGAGAUGUACUUGAGUUUGGGUUCAACUUUCUAGCUUUUUAAGUUAUGAUCAGCAGCCAAUAUGAGUCAUUCUUUUGGUCAAAGAAAUUAAAUUAGACGUGGGUUUUCAACACUGGAGAUUUCGCAUUAUAAUCCUGACCAAGCCAAAUUUUUGCCAAGCUGGUUGUAACUUACAUGCUUGUUUCUGACAGUGUACAGCCAUGGUUGUGUACUUUUCCUGCAUUCGUUACUUUUAUCUAUGUGCCUUGGAGCGUAAUAUAAAAACAUGUGAUGACAUCAAUGUACAGUAAAACAACAUUGUAACUUGUUUCUCCCAAAAGCCAAACAGCCAAAGGCUUUUGUACUGUACAGACAUGUUGGUAACCAAAACAUACCAGAGACCUGUUGUAUAUCAUUUUUAGUACUAUUGCCCCAGCUUAUAUGUUUGUGUGAUAUAAUGUCAGAAACAGAUGUUUAUUUGUGACUCUUUAUUGUUGCAUAGAAUAUAAUGUGAUCAUUGAUUGUAAUGGACAUGCCAAUGUCCUUGUCUCUGCAAUUAAAAUGCAGUCCAGUUUCUGCUCCAAUGGUCAAA
Messenger RNA from Siniperca chuatsi (mandarin fish), 7222 nucleotides. Its product is annotated as somatostatin receptor type 2-like. The transcript is spliced from 4 exons. The record is from RefSeq and is a predicted model, not a curated record. Gene Ontology annotation, molecular function: somatostatin receptor activity; neuropeptide binding. Lineage: Eukaryota; Metazoa; Chordata; Actinopteri; Centrarchiformes; Sinipercidae. Gene Ontology annotation, biological process: cellular response to estradiol stimulus; cellular response to glucocorticoid stimulus; neuropeptide signaling pathway. Gene Ontology annotation, cellular component: membrane; neuron projection. The coding region runs from base 1031 to 2176 and encodes 381 amino acids.